Lepisosteus oculatus (spotted gar) is the source of this 2448-nucleotide messenger RNA. Lineage: Eukaryota; Metazoa; Chordata; Actinopteri; Semionotiformes; Lepisosteidae. The record is from RefSeq and is a predicted model, not a curated record.
UGCCUUGGUGAGACAACAUUUCUUGUUCAAGUAAUGUUGACAACUUUGCCAGUUCCUUCUGUCGACGUCACGUUCGGGAAGAGCUCGGAAUUUGUCUCAGGAACAAAUUGCUAUUGGGGGAAAAUAAAAUACUAUUGGGAACUACGGGAAGUAUUGCAGAGUUUGAGGCUUUAUUCAGGCUGAAACUGCAUUGAAGUACAGUACUCCGGAUGCAACGCUUUUUCUUCUCUGUGCACCUUCAAUCAACAUCUGCAAAUACCCAAUUUAUUUAAUACCCGUUUCUCCAAGCAACAACUGUGAAGUAUGGAUCGCAUUAAUUUAAAAUUUGUAUGAUCUCACUACGAGCUGUGCAAAGUUCUGCUGCAAGAUGGGAGGCGGUGUGUAAUAACUGGACAAAGGCCACUCUGCCGACACAUAGAGCCGCAUUAAUUACCAAGGGCCUCUUAUUGGAUUUGGCCACUUGGAUCUGCACGUCCUCUCGAGACCUGUGAGCUGUCUGGCCUCCACAUUCUCAUGCCAUGUGUUCGAUUGCGAUGUGUAUCGGUGUCUCGAGAGUUUUGGCUCCUUUGUUUGCCACUUUGGUCCUGUGGAGUGCGUCCGCCACAGCCUCGGAUCACCAGUCCUGUGGCAGGGAAGUGCACACAGACAUGACCGUGGAUAUCCUAUUGGCCUUGAGAGCAGGGAUGAAGAUCAAGGAGCCAUUCUACUCUUCCUCUGAGAAUGACUGCAUCACUUCCUGCUGUUCGAAAGAAGUUGAAAAAGGUUACAAGUGCAACUUGAUGGUGUUUGACAGGAACAAGAAGCUAAAACACCCAAACUGCUAUUUACUUCACUGUCCAAGUGACAAAUUCUGUCCUCUGAAGCACUCUAUAGGAAUGGACAGCUUCAGAAUCCAAGAAGAUUUGACUCCAGAGACAGCAGAGAAUUCAAGAAGCUCUGCUAGGAAUGUAUCCUCCGUCGCAAAAGUAAAAGCUAAAUCUGUAACUCCUACUAGUUCAAGGGCUGCUAACAGGAAACAACCCACAACUACUGCAGCAACUAAAAGGCCAUUUACUACAAAAACUACAAAAACAAAUACCAAAACCACUACAAAACUAAUAAAUACAGCCACUACAAAACCAAAAACAACCACUACAAAACCAACAACUAGAGUCACAACAACGUCAACAACUAGAGUCACUACAAAAAUAACAACUACAACCACUAAAAAACCAACACCUAGAGCCACUACAAAACCAAGAACUACAACCACCACAAAACCAACACCUACAACCACUACAAAACCAACAACUACAACCACUACAAAACCAACACCUAGAGCCACUACAAAACCAAGAACUACAACCACCACAAAAACAAAAACCAGGCCAACAACAAAGUCACAUAUUACUACUACAACAACUACAACCACUACAAAGCCAACACCUAGAGCCACUACAAAACCAAGAACUACAACCACCACAAAACCAACAACUAGGGCCACGACAAAGUCAACAACUACAGCCACUACAAAACCAACAACUACAACCACUACAAAGCCAACACCUAGAGCCACUACAAAACCAAGAACUACAACCACCAAAAAACCAACAACUAGGGCCAUGACAAAGUCAACAACUACAGCUACUACAAAACCAACAACUACAACCACCACAAAGCCAACAGCUAGAGCUACAACAAAACUUACAACAAGACCUAUUAUAAAACCAACAACAACUUUGAAAAGGAUAAUCAAAACAAAUAAAAAACCAAUCGCCACAACUACUACAAAAUCAAAUAAAAAAUCUAAACCAACCUCUAAAAACAAUGAAGCCAUAAAAGUAAUAACCAUAAUAAAACCAGCAACUGGAUCACCCACACAAAGCGAUGCUUCAAAACAUUUCACCAUAUCUGCUUUCUUGGCAUCUGAUUCUUUGGAAAAAGGAGCUGGAGCACACAUAUUGGAUCCACAGGGAACACUCCAGCUCACCCCAAUUGUCAUUCUGGUGGCCGGGGUUCUGCAACUGACUCUUGUUUUAUCACUGCUGGGUCAGAUGGUCCUCCAAUCAAAGUCCAGUCAAAGACCUUACAUAAGGCUGGAUUUACAGGAUUUGUACAGUGUCUCAUGGACCACAUAAAAUGGUGGAUUCCAUGUAGAAAGGGGAGAGAUUCAUAACGGAAUAAAACGUAUAUGUACAAAGUAAAAAGUAUAUUAAGUUCAUUAAACAAUGUAGGUCAACCCUGUGUCUUUGGGUUCCUUUCAGAAAUCUGCCCACUUCUAUUCUUUAGCAAACAAGGCUACUGCGAUUAUCCAACCCCAUAGAGAAUCAACAACAAUCUGUUCAGUACACAUUGAUUUUUUUUCAAGAAGGAAAACAUCCUUAUUUUGAAUAAAGAAAGAAUUUCUGUGAAAUCCAUAUUCGUUAAUCUUAGGGUCUCUGUAUAUUUAAUAAAUGUGCGUGUUUUUUU